AUGUCGCAUGAUACUGGUUUGUUUAGUGUCAGGCGUCCCCGCGAGACGCUUGGGAGUGUCCAAAACUUUUCGGCGAUUCCCCAACCUGCAUCAGCUCUGAAGCGCACUAGCUCUAUUGGAUACAACAAUCCUCAAUUCACAUCGCAAAACACCCGAACCUCCCUAUUGAAUUCGACGAACAGACCCCAACAGCCAAAUUUUGGGCGCGUUUCAUCCGUUGGUCCAUUUGGUGUUGAAGCUGGCCUCCAGUCAGUGCGACGCUCCGUAUCGGCCAACUUGUUUCAUGGUGCUAGUGCGAGCCGACAGAGCUAUGCGCCAGGUUCUCUUUCGUCGAAUCCGGCCCCUACACCCAGCCAACAACGUCGUAGUAGUGUGUUCUCCCGGCCCUCGAUGGCUGGUCCGAUGGGCCAUCAGUCGUUCUUUAACCAGGUCCCAUCUGUAGCUGGAGUCCCCAGGGAUCCACGACCACUCCGGGAUCGAUCUUUUCAGGCGCGAAUUGGGCAGGAGCUUCUAGAAUACCUAACCAACAACAAAUUCGAGCUAGAGAUGAAGCACACUUUGGGCCAGAAUACUUUGCGCUCGCCAACUCAAAAGGAUUUCAACUACAUUUUCCAAUGGCUGUACCAUCGCAUUGACCCCGGAUACAAAUUUCAGAAAGCCAUGGAUGCUGAAGUACCCCCGAUUCUCAAACAGUUGCGCUAUCCAUAUGAAAAAGGCAUUACGAAGUCUCAGAUCGCAGCGGUCGGUGGCCAGAAUUGGUCGACCUUUCUAGGAAUGCUGUACUGGCUGAUGCAAUUGGCUCAAAUGAUGGAUCGCUUUAGCCAGGGUGUGUAUGAUGAGGCUUGUGCCGAGGUAGGGGUGGACGUCAGUGGAGAUCGCAUUAUCUACUCCUUUCUCACUGGUGCCUAUCACGACUGGCUUCAAGGUGGUGAAGAUGAGGACGAUGAAUUGGCAGAACAGAGAUUGGUCCCACACGUUGAGAACAUGGCACAAGAAUUUGCCCGCGGCAAUGAGCGGCAUGUUCAGGAGAUGGAGGCCCUCGAGGAAGAGAACAGAGCUCUCCGUCAGCAGAUCGAGAAGAUGGAGAAGAAUGCACCGGACAUGAACAAGAUAGACGAGCAUUUCCGGAUGCUUGAAGACGAUAAAAGAAAAUUCGAGGAUUACAACGAAAAUGUUAAAGGCAAGAUCAAGAAAUACGAGACUCGCAUCAAAUUUCUCGACACCGAAAUCGAGAAAACGGAUGUUGAUCUUCAGGCGACCGAAGCUGAGCGCAACGAUCUUCAAGCCAGUGUCGAUCAGCAGGGUAUUACCAUCCAGGAUAUUGACCGCAUGAACACGGAGCGCGAGCGCCUUCAAAAGAGUCUUGAAGACGCCAUGGCCCGCUUGGAAGAAACCCAUGCUCGUGUUAUGGAGAAGGAGGCUGAAGCGAGCCAGAAGCUUGAAGAUCUUGAACAAAUUGUCAAAGCAUACAAUACUCUCGGCUACCAGACCAGUCUGAUUCCCGCCUCUGCCGAAAAUGCCAAUGGUCAGGACUUCGAGCUUGAACUGAGGGUGAACGAGAACAAUUUCUCUGCCAGCCAGAUUGGAGGCUCACAAAAUCGCAUUUCCCCCGAAGGUGACCGCCUUUUGGCCGAACCCUUCACAGGAUAUCACCCGGCACAUUUGCUUAAUCUCGAUCUUAGGGGCUUCGUACGCAAUAGUCUACAAACACUUCGAAAAGAUAUCAAUGAACGACGGAAGCAAGGCAUUGAUGACGAUCUCGAGCGCCGCAAUCUACUUGAUAAUAUCAAGGAGGCAAUGGAUGAGAAGAGAAGUGAAGUUGAAGCCUUAGAGCACCGGCGCCGAGCGGCAGAGGAGGAGUUUGAACGUACUAAGGAAAUCACAACCACUCAGAAGCUAGCAUCUGAUGCGCAGAUCGAAAAGAUGGAGAAAGAGCUUGCAAAGAUGCGCGCCACUCUGAGUGACAGUGUUCAAUUGAUGGAACAGCGAGAGAUGAACACCAACAUCGAGUAUGAGCAAUUAACACUACGGGCGAAUGCACUACGAGAAGAGCUUCAUACUAAUGUGGAAACUAUGCUGAACGACGUCAUUCGAUUCAAGGUCCACGUUCAAAAGGGACUCGAAGAUUACGAAAGCUUUGUCGUUGAUGAAGUGGAGCAGGAGCUUGGAGGCGACAUGGAACUUGAGGAAGAAUUGUGA
Penicillium taxi is the source of this 2199-nucleotide messenger RNA. RefSeq names its product kinetochore-associated Ndc80 complex subunit NDC80. The transcript has 2 exons. Lineage: Eukaryota; Fungi; Ascomycota; Eurotiomycetes; Eurotiales; Aspergillaceae. Gene Ontology annotation, biological process: attachment of mitotic spindle microtubules to kinetochore. Bases 1 to 2199 code for a protein of 732 amino acids. Gene Ontology annotation, cellular component: Ndc80 complex. The record is from RefSeq and is a predicted model, not a curated record.